AGAAAGACAGAGAGGGACUUGAGUUCUGUUAUCUUCUUAGUAGAUUCAUAUUGUAAGGGUCUCCGAGGGGGUGGGGGGGCUGGCAAAAUCCUGGAGCCAGAAGAGAGGACAGCAGCAUUGAUCAAUCUUACAGCUAACAUGUUGUACCUGGAAAACAAUGCCCAGACUCAAUUUAGUGAGCCACAGUACACGAACCUGGGGCUCCUGAACAGCAUGGACCAGCAGAUCCAGAACGGCUCUUCGUCCACCAGCCCUUACAACACAGACCACGUGCAGAACAGUGUCACGGCGCCCUCGCCCUAUGCGCAGCCCAGCUCCACCUUUGAUGCCCUCUCGCCGUCGCCCGCCAUCCCCUCCAACACCGACUACCCGGGCCCACACAGCUUCGACGUGUCCUUCCAGCAGUCGAGCACCGCCAAGUCGGCCACCUGGACGUAUUCUACUGAACUGAAGAAACUGUACUGCCAAAUUGCAAAGACAUGCCCCAUCCAGAUCAAGGUGAUGACCCCACCUCCUCAGGGCGCCGUAAUUCGCGCCAUGCCCGUCUACAAGAAGGCUGAGCACGUCACUGAGGUGGUAAAACGGUGCCCCAACCAUGAGCUGAGCCGUGAAUUCAAUGAGGGACAGAUUGCCCCUCCUAGUCAUUUGAUUCGAGUAGAAGGGAACAGCCAUGCCCAAUACGUAGAAGACCCCAUCACAGGAAGACAGAGUGUGCUGGUACCUUAUGAGCCACCACAGGUUGGCACUGAAUUCACGACAGUCUUGUACAAUUUCAUGUGUAACAGCAGUUGUGUUGGAGGGAUGAACCGCCGUCCAAUUUUAAUCAUUGUUACUCUGGAAACCAGAGAUGGGCAGGUCCUGGGCCGGCGCUGCUUUGAGGCCCGGAUCUGUGCUUGCCCAGGAAGAGACAGGAAGGCAGAUGAAGACAGCAUCAGAAAGCAGCAAGUUUCGGAUAGCACAAAGAACGGUGAUGGUACGAAGCGCCCUUUUCGUCAGAACACACAUGGUAUCCAGAUGACAUCCAUCAAGAAACGAAGAUCCCCAGAUGAUGAACUGUUAUACUUACCAGUGAGGGGCCGUGAGACUUACGAAAUGCUGUUGAAGAUCAAAGAAUCCCUGGAACUCAUGCAGUACCUUCCUCAGCACACAAUUGAAACAUACAGGCAACAGCAGCAGCAGCAGCACCAGCACUUACUUCAGAAACAGACCUCGAUGCAGUCUCAGUCUUCAUACGGUAACAGCUCCCCACCUCUGAACAAAAUGAACAGCAUGAACAAGCUGCCUUCCGUGAGCCAGCUUAUCAACCCUCAGCAGCGCAACGCCCUGACUCCCACCACCAUUCCUGAUGGCAUGGGAGCCAACAUUCCUAUGAUGGGCACCCACAUGCCAAUGGCUGGAGACAUGAAUGGACUCAGCCCCACCCAGGCCCUCCCUCCCCCACUCUCCAUGCCAUCCACUUCCCACUGCACCCCCCCACCUCCGUACCCCACAGAUUGCAGCAUUGUCAGUUUCUUAGCGAGGUUGGGCUGUUCAUCAUGUCUGGACUAUUUCACGACCCAGGGGCUGACCACCAUCUAUCAGAUUGAGCAUUACUCCAUGGAUGAUUUGGCAAGUUUAAAAAUCCCUGAGCAAUUCCGACAUGCAAUCUGGAAGGGCAUCCUGGACCACCGGCAGCUCCACGACUUCUCCUCACCUCCACAUCUCCUGCGGACCCCAAGCGGUGCCUCUACUGUCAGUGUGGGCUCCAGUGAGACCCGAGGUGAGCGUGUUAUUGAUGCCGUGCGCUUCACCCUCCGCCAGACCAUCUCCUUCCCACCCCGAGACGAGUGGAAUGACUUCAACUUUGACAUGGAUACUCGUCGCAACAAGCAACAGCGCAUUAAAGAGGAGGGGGAGUGAGUCUUGUCGUGUGGGCUCUUUCUAUCCUCGUCCCACCUGCCCAUCCCACUACAAAGCACUCCUGCUUGAUCUUCAGAGCAUUCUCCCUAGCUCCUUCCCUUCCUCUUCUCAGUCUGAUUUCUUAGGGGAAGGAGAAGUAAGAGGCUACCUCUUACCUAACAUCUGACCUGGUGUCUGAUUCUGAUUCUGGCUUUAAGCCUUCAAAACUAUUGCUUGCAGGACUGACGCUGCCAUGGCUAGGUAGAAGUGAGCAAAAAAGACGUGGGUGUCUCUUUAAGCUGCAGAGAUUUCUCAUUGACUUUUAUAAAGCAUUGUCACCCUUAUAGUCUAAGACUAUAUAUAUAUAAAUAUAUAAAUAUACAGUAUAUAUUUUUGGGUGGGGGGCAUUGAGUAUUGUUUAAAAAUGUAAUUUAAAGGAAAGAAAAUUGAGUUGCACUUAUCUACUUUUUUUAAAAAAAUUACUUAUUCUGUAUGGCUUCUCUAUACUCCUCUGAAAGGGUAUCAUGUAUGGCGAUAGGUAUCUAGAGCUUAGUUACAUGCGUGUAACAAUGAUGUAUAGGGCCUUUCAGUUCUCUAGAUACGAAACACAUACUACAUCAAACCUUUGAAUAGCUCCAGUUUUAUUUACCAUUGCAUAUUUUGUGGGUGAGACUGUAUAUAUGUAUACUUUCCUCAAUGUUGGUGUAUUUUACAUUACUAACAUCCCUUCUAGUGAAGAUAGUUCACUUUGGGGUUAUUUAGUCCAAUUAUAAGAGAAAUUUAUGUUCACACUAUCACACACUAAAGGAAAGGACACAUCCUAUUUUGGUUUUGAUUGGGAGUGAGGAUUGUGAGUUAUGACUAAAAUUCUUAAAAUGUCCAUGGCAGCCAGUUCAAAACACCUGGUGUCAUGUAUCUGAGUAUAUUAGUAAACUCCUUAAAUUUAACACCAGACACCUUAUCUUAUAGUAUUUAUUGAGAAAAAAAAAUUGUUGCCAUCACAGAAGUCUUAAAACUAAAUUUCACUAGUAGGUUAACUAACUCAAAUACAUAUUUGCUGCUCUUAUUAGAAUUC
This is a messenger RNA of Propithecus coquereli (Coquerel's sifaka), 2953 nucleotides long. It is a transcript of the gene TP63, whose product is annotated as tumor protein p63. The transcript has 12 exons. The record is from RefSeq and is a predicted model, not a curated record. Gene Ontology annotation, cellular component: nucleus. Gene Ontology annotation, biological process: protein tetramerization; regulation of transcription by RNA polymerase II; apoptotic process. Bases 139 to 1899 code for a protein of 586 amino acids. Gene Ontology annotation, molecular function: DNA-binding transcription factor activity, RNA polymerase II-specific; RNA polymerase II cis-regulatory region sequence-specific DNA binding; protein binding. NCBI's taxonomy places the organism in Eukaryota, Metazoa, Chordata, Mammalia, Primates, Indriidae.